GCAAAAUUCCUGGGCUGAUGCUGUAUCGAUUGCGAAAAGGCAUUAGCAGUGUUCAGGCAUUGCUCUGCGAGUAAACACCACGAUGCCCAAGCUCGUGGUCCUCGUCCUCGUUUGGGUGACAGCGGCCAGCGCGUUUCCUCUCCUACCCUCCAGCUCGGUCAACAUCUCUGACUCGUGGCUGCUGGUGGACGCAGAGAGCCCGGUCUUCUACCGCCACUUCCGCGACAAAGUGACCUGGGCGGAGGCCGAGUCGGUGUGCCAGUUCCACCACAGCGUGCUCGCCACCGUGCGAAACACCGCCGAGUUUGACCGCACCCGCGCCCUGCUGCGACAGCUAGAGUGGACGACCCCCGUGUGGGUGGGUCUCCGGCGCGAUGACGGCCAACCCAUGUUCAAGUGGAGCACGCCGGCCGGAGCAACUUUGGAGGCGUCAGAGGGAUACUGGAACGAGUCGCCAAACGUCGUCACCUCCGAGCCUCAAUGCGUAACCAUCGACCCCGCGGCCGACUUCCGGUGGCGGGCGGUCGCCUGUUCCAGCACGCUCGAGAUCCACUCCUUCCUCUGUCAGAUACCUGUUCCGUCGUGGGUGCGGUCGGAGCACGGCGGCUGUUUGUCGCCGAAAUGGCCCAACAAAGAGGUCACCGUGCAGUACAACCCGCAAACCCAUGCGCUGGAGAUGAUCGCUGAUUGCGGUCUCCGGGGCACCAAGAGGAUCGCAUGCAAACACAACUCAGAAAAGGAGAUCCGCAGACUGGAGCACAAGCUGAAGUGCGCGGAGGACAUUCCGUUGGGAAAAGCCGCUACGCCCGUGCGUCCGAUUACGAGACACCGGCGGGACGUUCAAGACGAGAGUCCCGCGCCUACAGCCGAGCUGUCGACCUCCAGCGCGGCACCGCAGGCGGGAAUCGAUCAGACGCUAGCCGCGACACGUGACGAGCCAACCACCGAAAAGGCAACAACCUCGACCGCAGAGAAAACCACCGAGUUGGACAACAGCGAGUCGGUCACCGAGGCCCCGAAGACGCAGGCCUCGGUCGACCAGGCGCCGUCGGUCAGCACUACCCACGAGGCUACCAGCCAAAUGAGACUCGAGCCGGAGACGACCACGGAGCAGCAAAAAAGCGGCGGGAAAUUAAUCGCCACGUCCGUGCAAUCGAUUUCCAGCAGUUCCGAGGCGCCGGCUGCCACCACUGAGGCUGCGACGUCGCUGCAAGAAACGCAUACUCAGCAGGCGGCGCAGACGGCGUCGGUGACGGAGGCGGCGCCGGAGAAGCAGAAGGAACCCCUACCGACUGAGUCGUCCAAGAUGAAUGUCGAGAUAAUCGCUCACAUCUUUGAUACCAGCACCGAUGGCGCCGCGGUCAGCAGGGUGAUCACGGUCGAGGAGUUGCAGGACGAUGACUUCGAUCAGGCUAGCACCAGGCCCGAGGGCCAGGAAGAGGAGUUCGACAUCGACCAGAUGCAAAACCUGCAGCCCAUCUCCGUGGCCAAGCACCACGUCGUGCCGGGCGUCCCGAGGAACGUGCCCUCAGGUGAAAUGCACCGCGACCCUCCGCACCACCCCCCUCUGGUCAUCGCGAUUACUCAGCAGCACAACGUGUCAGCCGGGCUGCCGCGCAUUGUGGCCCCGCCGGCGCAGCAGCUCCACCCAGGCCAGGCACCGUUCUUGCACCACCCUAUGAUGCACCAGGGGCUGCCCAGAAACGUCGGCCCGGAGGAGAUCAGGUCCGCCGAGGACCACGUGAUGCAGAGGCGAAAGCAGUUCUUGCCAACACCCUUGCAAGGUCCAAUCUCUGACAUGCACCCUCACGCACCGAUGAUGGCGCACCAGACGAUCGAGGAGCACCACGUGAAGCCAACAGUUUCAUCAGUCACGGUUGAAAUGCAGACGGAGAGCGACAAAACCGAGGAAGAGGACAUCGAGUUCCAGGACGAGGAGCCGACGGCGCUGCAGGAGGCGAGGCAGAAGCACGGUGGAGACAAGGCGGCGGUGCUGUUGAGUGUGAAAGUGGAGGAGCUGGAGAGCACCGAGGACACUCUGAACGCGGAGACGGAUGAGGAAAUGAUCGCGGCGGAGCAGCGCCUAAAGAGCAGGAGGACGGACGAGAAGCCGGUAGAGCGACACAUGGCCCGCAGCCUCUAUCCCUUCAUUCUGAACAGGCUGCUCGGCUAAGGGCGUUCGAGACAGAAAAUUGGUCAAUGGGUUAACGCUAAAUUUUUGCAACGAAAUUUCCUUGUAGGAUCAGUUUAAAGAGGGUAGGUAGCAAUAAGGAGUGUAGGCUCACCACGAACCGUAGAGUGCAAAGGAAGGCAAUUUCGCUAUUUAAUUACACGAAGGAAAUAAGAGACAAAGUACGAAUCUUUUGGCAAACCCACUCGCACGCGUGGGUUAAAAUUACGCCGGUACAGGACAAUUAGCUAAAGUUUGAUAUAAUAAAUGAUCACUUUGUAGCGAGAACAGUAGAUUUACAAGACCUGCUUUUACUUUGACAUUCUGCACCAUGCAUUUACGAUAACGUUGCUGCACUCACCGUCCUAAAUGCUGCCUGAUCAACUUUUAAGACUUUUUUUCUCGCUAAUUAUGAAGCUUCGGUCAGUGCGUCUGAGCACAAUUCCACAUAAUAAAUAAAACUCAACAAGUAUGGGACAGAAAAGGCGGUGCGAGAGAAGAUCGAAAUUCAUUCAAUUGGUUGUUGCGUGAUACGUACCAUCGCGUCCAGAAAAUUUAAUGGAAACCUAAAUCUUUCACAAUGAGCAGGUGUUACUGCAGUCACAAGUGUGUGAAUGUUUUGUCUCUAUGGAACAGCUUUAACACUUAUAUAUUCUUGCGAAGUACAAUGUCCAAUUCAUGUGAGAUGUGUUUUAAGGAAUAAUUUUGUAAGUCAUUGGAGUUUAUUCACCAGAAAAUCAAGAAACCAAACUGAAUUUUACGAAAACAAAACCGAUUUUGCACUUUCCGCUUUUGAAAUUUUGAAUGAGAAAACUGGUGCAAUAAAUUGAAUGUGAAAAUGUGAUGCGUCUGUCCCACUUUUAACACCUUUCGCAAUGUAUAAUUGUAAUUUUAAUCGUCUUCUACUUAAACUAUAGACACAAAUGUAAAUAAAUGUUAUGCUCAAGAGGGAAACAAACUACAGUGUUAAGUGUCGGGAUGUUAGAUGUCACAUACAUGAUCUCAAUUAUUUGACCUGAGUGCGUUUGCAAAUUCGCGAGUGAGCUGGAAUUUGCAAAUACACCACUUUCCUUUCCGCAGUUGCCAAAUGGAUUGUUGUGAUGAAGAUUUCCCUGUGCUAAUUAUUUUCCUCUGCUGAAACUGCAAACUAUAAAAACAUGAUGCUCUAAGAAACGGAUGCCAAAGCAACUCGACAAUGAUUGUUUAUCUGACAUGUAUGAAUUUAAGUUGCUGUUCUCCAAGAGUUUAUUAAUAAAUCACUCAAUCUCUAAGGUGUUCGGGUUUCAUUGAAA
This is a messenger RNA of Cloeon dipterum, 3462 nucleotides long. RefSeq lists its product as uncharacterized. The coding region runs from base 83 to 2173 and encodes 696 amino acids. The transcript is spliced from 8 exons. NCBI's taxonomy places the organism in Eukaryota, Metazoa, Arthropoda, Insecta, Ephemeroptera, Baetidae. The record is from RefSeq and is a predicted model, not a curated record.